AUGCCGAUUGAGAUUCGGAGAGAUGACUGCGUCCAUGUUUUGGAAGAGUACCGGCCGGAAAAGAGAUUGAUCAACAUCUGUGGAGUGUGGGAUCAGCACUGGACCGACGAGGACACAGUGUUCGUUGCUGGUACAUCAUACCAAAGACGGUUAACAUCGUUGCAAUUGAUCGAGGAGGAGGGUUGCCGCUUUAAUAAUUGGGCUCCUGAUUGGUUGACUGGUCUCUCUCCUGGACUUCAGAAAUUGGCACAGCAAGACUUUCAUAAGAGCUUUUAUUGA
Messenger RNA from Morchella importuna, 279 nucleotides. RefSeq lists its product as uncharacterized. Bases 1 to 279 code for a protein of 92 amino acids. The transcript has 3 exons. NCBI's taxonomy places the organism in Eukaryota, Fungi, Ascomycota, Pezizomycetes, Pezizales, Morchellaceae. The record is from RefSeq and is a predicted model, not a curated record.